Molecule: messenger RNA, 1134 nt
Organism: Entamoeba invadens IP1
Lineage: Eukaryota; Evosea; Mastigamoebida; Endamoebidae
Product: tryptophanyl-tRNA synthetase, cytoplasmic, putative
Exons: 1
Coding region: 1-1134 (377 amino acids)
Biological process (GO): tryptophanyl-tRNA aminoacylation
Cellular component (GO): cytoplasm
Molecular function (GO): tryptophan-tRNA ligase activity; ATP binding
Source: RefSeq, a predicted model, not a curated record
AUGACUGUUACACCAAUUCAGCUACUCGAGCAGUGUACCGAGAAGUAUAUUGAUUACACCAAAGUUGCAUCAACUCUUCAAAUAAACACGAUUUCCUCUGACCACCUUUCUCGUCUUGAAAAGUUGAGUGGAAAACCGUUACACCAAUUUUUACGACGGGGAUUUUAUUAUUCUGAAAUUGAUUUUGAAGAAGUUAUUACUGCGUUGGAACAGAAAAAGCCCGUGUACGUCUUCCUUCAAAAAUUACCAAGCAAAGAAUUUUCACUAUCAGACUACGUCGAUUUUGCACUUGCUAAGUACUUACAAGAGACUUUUGGAGUGAAGGUUGUUGUGCAGUUAUUGGACGACAUCGUUGUUUUAAAUCGCUCCGCGACGAUCCAAGAAGUCGCGAAGUUAGUCACUGAAACGACCAAGAACGUUAUUGCGUGUGGAUUUGAUGCGAAGAACACUUUAAUCUUCAACGAUUACAACUCCUUUGGGAAGAUGUAUCGAACCGUGACCACUAUCGAAAAAGCGAUGGCGUUUGAUGUAGUUAAACCGUUUUAUUCAUUUGAGAAUUCGGACAACAUCGGUAAACUUUCGAGUCCAGCGAUCAUAGCGGCGGGCAUGUUUUGUGGGCAAUUUGAGGAGAAAAUAGGGUCUGAGGCAACAUGUGUAGUCAUAGAAAAUAUCAAGAACGGGCAGUUCAUUAAAAUUGUGAGAGACAUAGCCCAAGCAAUUGGCGCACAAAAGCCUGCCGCCUUAUUUAGGAAGAAUGUGCCUUUAUUAACUGGUGUAGCGAAGUUCGAAGAGUGUACCAAGAUGAACGCCAUAUUGAUGAAUGACACUGAAAAGGAAGUCGAGAGGAAAAUCAAUAAAGUCGCCUUCUCGGGAGGAAGAGAUACUAUGGAGGAACAUCGUAAGCUUGGUGGGCAGUGUGACAUUGACAUCCCAUUCAAUUACAUCAACAUAUUCAGUGAUGAUGACACGCUUGUGAAAGACACAUUCGACCAGUAUUCCACAGGAAAGAUGUUGUCCGGGGAGAUCAAAAAAGUGGCAAGUGGUGUCAUGAAAAAGGUCGUCUUGGAUUUCGAAGCAAAGAAGAAGCCCGUGACAAACGCAGUCGUCAAAACCUUUUUCGAACAGAUGAAAUAA